Messenger RNA from Rhodotorula graminis WP1, 537 nucleotides. RefSeq lists its product as uncharacterized. The annotation marks the transcript as partial. The record is from RefSeq and is a predicted model, not a curated record. NCBI's taxonomy places the organism in Eukaryota, Fungi, Basidiomycota, Microbotryomycetes, Sporidiobolales, Sporidiobolaceae. The transcript is spliced from 5 exons.
CCGCCUUUGCCCUCAUCGCCGUCCCUCUCCCCCCGACCUCCUCACGCCGCGUCGACCUCGCCCAUGACGUCGAGCACGCCCGCGCUGGCCAUGUCGCCCGACGAGUCGCACCUCCUCGACCAGACGACGACGCACGAGCGCGUCCUCCUCGCGCAGGCCGUGUUCGAGAAGGGCUCGGACGACUGGGAGGCGGUCGGGCGGCUGCUGAGGGGACACGCCCUGCUCAGGGCGAGGACAGACGAGUGGUUCACGGCUCAGCAUCUCGCGAGGACUUUCAGCGUCCUCCUCCAGCACGUCGGCGUCGAACCCGCGACCGCCUUCCCGCCUCAGUCUCACGAGGUGCGCAAGAUCGCGCACAAGUACUACAUGGACCGCGUGCACGAGCUGUACCAGGCCAUGGAGGCGUGCCAGGACCAGUUUCGCAUCACGUACUCGGAAAUCCAGGAGCUCAAGGACGGCAAGCACGACUGGCGCCUCACGCACCCCGAGCGCGCCCUCCCGCCGUCGCCCGUGCGAGGCCAAGCGCCGCUUCCCUGA